Molecule: messenger RNA, 1584 nt
Organism: Fomitiporia mediterranea MF3/22
Lineage: Eukaryota; Fungi; Basidiomycota; Agaricomycetes; Hymenochaetales; Hymenochaetaceae
Exons: 3
Coding region: 1-1584 (527 amino acids)
Biological process (GO): calcium ion import across plasma membrane
Molecular function (GO): calcium channel activity
Source: RefSeq, a predicted model, not a curated record
AUGUUUGACUUUACUCGUCUCCUACUUGCACCUGAACCUCUAUUACUCCUUGUGUUGCAAGUUGUAUCAUCUUUGGCUCAAUCUAACACUCUCGUGCUCAACCAGUCUCUUACCCUCGAUACCGCGAAUCUAGCGACUUCGACCUUCUCUCUUCCACAAUCGUCAACGUCUUGGUUGUUCAUUUCUGUUGCACUUUGUAACGGAGAAACUUUGGUCUCUGGUGGAAAUGAGCCACGGUUCUUUGUAACUAAUAACUCUGCUGUGACCAACCCGGGACCAAGCUCGACCGACAGCGAUGUGUUUGAAAUCAUUCCAGGAGGCAAUGGGAUGGGCAAUUUCACGCUUCAUGGAAGUAGUGGAGGUGUAUUCUCAAUAACCUCUGGGAACGCAAGGCCAAUUUUAGAAGUGGGAAUAUCAGAUACUGAACCUUUACAUCAACAUCUCAAUUCACUCCCUCUCUUGGGUGAUACGACCGCGAACCAAGUACUUCUAUUUUCUACAUCGUUCUCUCCAAUCACUUUCGAGGAACCGACAUACCCCAAUUAUACCCUUCCCGACGCAAAUUUGACUGUACCCAAUCCGCCUACGCAGACUCCGAAUUUCACACUCCUUGUCGGACCAACUAACUCGUUUCCGGAAUUCAAUUAUACGACGAAUGCCUUCGUUGAUGGAUCUCCAAUAACGGGAUGCGCUUUGGCGAAUCGACCGGGCUUGACCGUUAAUACAGGGUCUAACACCGGAAAUGUGCAAACAAAACUUGUGCUACGUGACUUCAACGGAUGGCGGACACAGUGGCUAGCGGGUGGGCUGGACCCGCUGACAAACUAUACCGCCUUCGUAUUGCAGGACAAUACGAAGGUCUCUGGUCCAAUUAAUUUCGUGACCAAGUCAGCAUCUUUCUCUUGUCCACUCGUACACUCUUUACCGUACUGCCCCUUGGUGUCUUACGCAGUAGCGCUACCACCUCCCCAAGGGCAACCUGGAACGGAAGCAUAUGAUGCGACAACGCUCCCCAAUAGUAUCUCUGGCCCUAUUGUAUCUUACAUGUCAAAUUUCACGACCUCGCUCCUCACGUUCGCAUGUGGACGUGAUUGGUACUCGUCUAUAGUAGGUUGCCCGGAUUGUCAAGCCGCUUACCGCACUUGGCUGUGUACUGUGCAGCUUCCGCGAUGUAGCGAAUUUCCAUCCAAUACCAGCACGUCCAAUGUUGCUGCUCCCAGAAAUAAACGCAGCUUCUGGCGACGUGAUGACUCUGCUCAAACGACGUUCGUCGCACCCGCACUCGUGGAGCAAAACGCGACAGGCCCGGUACGAAACACGUCGCUUCCCACGUUUUCUGGAAAUUGGACACAAUUACUGCCAUGUCUUGAGACAUGCAAUGCGGUGGAGAGAGCAUGUCCACCUUUCCUCAACUUCAAAUGCCCUAUACCGCGUUUCAACGCUGACGAGAGUUAUGCUGUCGGCUUCAUUGAUGGUGACGCUGCUAAUCCGGGUGGCGAAUGGUUAGUGCAUGGAGGGACGACGGGGACCGCUCAGGACAGGUGGGGAAAUGUGUGGUGUAAUGGACCUGGACUCAAUAACUAG